AUGAUUUUAAUAUACAUAGUAUUAAUAAUAGAAAUUGCUUUAGGAAUGGCUGAUGAACCAGUAAGUACGAAUUCCUCAAGUCAAGUCAGUGUAAAAGAUCAAAAACAUACAGGUUCGGAUGCAAAGGAAAUACUGAGUAAUGCUGUAUUCGCAGGAGAUAGUAUAGUGGAAUUCGUUCAAAAUGAAAUACUUUGUGCUCAUAUAAAGGAUAAAGAUCAUGUUAUUUGCGAAAAUAAAGAAAUAGCCAUUUCAGUUGUAGUCUUUUUUGUUUCGACCGUGCUUAGUAUCAUAUAUACCAUUAUUUCCAGAAGUAUUAAAUAUGCAAAAAAGUUACGUAGACGUAAAAAACACUUAAGAAAAAGAAAAAAAAAUAGAGCAGAAGAAGGUGAAGAAGAUGAUGAAGAUGACGCCGAGGAGGAUGACGAUGAGGAGUACGAUGAUGACGAUUAUGACGAAGAAAACUAUGUAUAUGAAGCAAACACAUUACAACGACGAAUGCAUGAAUGGCUACGACAUAAUGACUCAAGGCAUGAACAUGAAGUAUAUCAACAGUUAAUGAAUCAAGGAUCAAUGCUACAACCACAAAUGCUACAACCACAAAUAGUACAACCACAAAUUCUACAACCACAAGUAGUACAACCGCAAGUAGUACAACCACAAAUGUUACAACAACAAAUGCUACAACCACAAAUGCCCCAAUCACAAAUACUACAACCACAAAUGCCCCAAUCACAAAUACUACAACCACAAAUGCCCCAACCACAAAUACUACAACCACAAAUAAUACAUCCGCAAGUCCAACCAGAACAAAUGCUACAACCACAAAUAGUACAUCCUCAAAUCCAACAAGAACAAAUUAUACAACCACAAACAGUAUAUCCUCAAAUUCAACAGGAACAAAUUCCCCAACCACAAACAGUAUAUCCUCAAAUUAUACAGCCACAAAUUCCACAAUCACAAACAGUAUGUCCUCAAAUUCAACAAGAACAAAUGCUACAUCCACAAAUAGUACAUCCUCAAGUCCAACCAGAACAAAUGCUACAAGCACAAAUGGUACAUCCUCAAGUACAUGAAAACGAAUUAGACAAAAAAAAAAAGAAAGAAAAAUGUAUAUCUUCAAAAAAUGAACGAACUCAUUCGAAUGAUGAUAUACUUAAUUUAGGUCCUAUAAUAACGAUUUGCGACCAGUCAGUAACUUUCCUUCAAGAAAAUAUAUUGUGUCCUCUUUAUCAUUUAUACUAUUACUUCAAGAGUAAGGGGAAGAUUUAUUCAGAAAAAUUCAUAAUAUACAUAAAAAUUUCAUAUAUAUCAUUAAGAAAUAUUUAUAAAAUAAAUGUGUUGAACAUACGUUUUAUUUAUAGAAUUUUAAGGGAUCCUAAUGGUGGCAAGGGAAGCUCUAAAAAAAAAAGAAAGAAGAAGGAAAAAAAAAAAUAUGAAGAUGAAGAAGAAGAUGAAGAAGAAGACGAUGAAGAAGAUGAUGAUGAUGACGAGGAAGAAAAUGAAGAAAAAAAGGGUAAAAGGCAUAGAUCACAACGGCAGAAGCAGAUGAGACAAAGACAUGGAGAGCAAAUUUAUGAACAAUUAAUGUAUCAAUCUCCAAUGCAGUAUGCUCAAAUGUAUCCAAAUUUAAUGCAAUAUCCGCAAGUGUACGAAACCCCAUUGAUAUAUCCACAAAUGCAGCAGCAACAACUAGAGCUGCCCCCGAUGCAAAUUCCGCAAUAUCAACAAGCACAAGUGCAAAUUCCACAACAUCAACAAGCACAAAAGUAA
Molecule: messenger RNA, 1770 nt
Organism: Plasmodium coatneyi
Lineage: Eukaryota; Apicomplexa; Aconoidasida; Haemosporida; Plasmodiidae
Exons: 6
Coding region: 1-1770 (589 amino acids)
Source: RefSeq, a predicted model, not a curated record